Molecule: messenger RNA, 1125 nt
Organism: Lathyrus oleraceus (garden pea)
Lineage: Eukaryota; Viridiplantae; Streptophyta; Magnoliopsida; Fabales; Fabaceae
Product: putative pentatricopeptide repeat-containing protein At1g77010, mitochondrial
Exons: 5
Coding region: 1-1125 (374 amino acids)
Biological process (GO): RNA modification
Molecular function (GO): RNA binding; protein binding
Source: RefSeq, a predicted model, not a curated record
AUGGAUAGGAACAUUCUUGAUGUUGCUAGUGGUGGAGCACUUGUUGAUAAGACUCCAAAUGUUGCCAAAGCCCUUAUCGAAAAUAUGUCCCUUAAUUUCCAACAGUUCACUACUAAAGACAAUUCUGUGCAAAACAAAGGCGUUCCUAAGUAUGCAAAGUUUUUGAAGGAUUUGUGUACAAAUAAGAGGAGAAUUAAAGGAAGUGAGAAAGUUAACUUGGGAAGAAAUAUUUCUUAUUUUAUUCAGCCCAAGCCUUCAUCUGAAAAAGUUACAGGCGAGAAAAAUGUUUCAGCCAUCACUCAGCCUUGCCACAAAAGCAGAAGGAUCCAGGAACUUUUACUGUCCCCUGUACCAUCGGGGAUGCAUACAAGUUUGAUCGUCCAACCUGCAGAUUUUUACAUUCUGGACAUGGAAGGAAGACAAGCUUUUAUAGGUUUUAAAGAAGCACAAGAAGGCAAUCGGGUGGAUAUUAGCCGACCUCCCAGUGCUGCUCAGGUUGUGGGUUUUGUGAAGGAAGUAGAUGACUUUUCUUUAUCUGCUUUGGUAUCAGAUUAUGCAAAUGCCGGUAGAAUGAGAGAUGCGAGAAGGGUUUUUGAUAGCAUGGUUGAUCCUUGUUCUGCGCUGUGGAAUUCAAUUAUUUCGGGGUAUGUGUCUAGUGGUGAGGAAAUGGAGGCAUUGGUUCUCUUCAACUCAAUGCGUAGGAAUGGUAUUUGGGGAGACUUUUCUGCUAUUGCAAACGUUUUGAAUGCUGCUAGUAGCUUGCUAAAUGUUGAACUUGUUAAGCAAAUGCAUGACCAUGCUUUUAAAAUUGGGGCAACUCGUGAUAUCGUGGUUUCUAGUGCUUUGCUAGAUGCAUACUCCAAAUGUCAACACCCUCAUGAAGCUUGCAAGUUGUUCGGUGAGUUCAAAGCUUAUGAUGCAAUCUCACUUAAUACCAUGAUUACUGUUUAUUGUAAUUGUGGAAGAAUAGAAGAUGCAAAAUGGAUUUUUAACACGAUGCCUAAUAAAACCCUGAUUUCAUGGAAUUCAAUCUUGGUUGGCCUCACUCAGAAUGCGUGUCCAAGUGAUGCGUUGGAUACUUUCUGUAAGAUGAAUAAGCUGGAUGUGAAAAUGGACAUGUUGUAG